GCAUUGCGUUCGACUCUAUAGGUGCGUUGGACAAAACCGUGACGCACUUGACGCCGCCGAACGUAACCUUAAAUUCUGGAUUGCGAAACGCAGUGUAUCUCUUGCAGCAUACAUAACUCUAAAAUUGCAUAGUGCAAAUUAUUAUUUAAAAAAUGGAUGAAAAUCUUGCUCUGCUUUUAUGGCUUCGAAGGAGGAAACGGCGAAAUCGAUUGAAAGAAAAUAGAAGAACGGCUCGUUGGUGGAUUCAUCCAAUAAUUAGAGAACGAUUUGAACAAGGUGCAUAUGAAAAUUUGAUAUUGGAAUUGCGAAAUGAUCCUGAGCGAUUUUUCAAUUUUCAUCGAAUGUCACAUAAUCAAUUUGAUCAAUUGCUAGCUGUAGUUGAAAGUCAAAUAACAAAACUGCACGUAACAAGAGAACCCCUGAGUGCUGGAUUACGUCUUUCAUUGACUAUACGGUACCUUGCUUCAGGUGACAGCAUGAUAAGUUUGCAUUAUUUGUACCGUAUUGGUAAAUCUACUGUUCCAAAAAUUAUUACGGAAACGACUCAUGCUAUUUGGGUGGCACUUAUGCCAAGAGUUCUUCCACGACCUACGGCUGCAACAUGGGCCAAAGUUGCUAUAGAUUUUGAACAGAAGUGGAAUUUUCCUAACUGUGUCGGAGCCAUUGAUGGUAAGCACAUUCAAGUACAAUGUUUCAAAAAUACGGGCUCGGCUUUUUAUAAUUAUAAGAGUCAAUUCAGCACAGUUCUACUUGGAGUGUGCGAUGCCAACUUAAGAUUUAUUUAUGUGAGUAUUGGUUCUGCUGGAAGAGAAAGCGACGGUGGUAUUUUUCGAAACACGGAUUUUGGAAAGCAUUUAAUGGAUGGAACUUUAGCAUUACCUCCACCAAAGAAUCUUCCAAAUACAAAUAUUUCCUUGCCUAUGGUGUUUGUCGCAGAUGCAGCAUUUCCACUUCUAACGAAUAUGAUGAGGCCAUAUCCAGGUACCAAUUUGACUGCGGAUAAAACCAUUUUUAAUUACCGUCUUAGUAGAGCCAGGAGAUUAAUCGAAAACACUUUUGGAUUGAUGUCAUCACGUUGGCGAAUCUUUCGAAAGCCAAUUAUUGCAUCGAUUCCAAUUGUAGAAAAUAUCAUUAAAGCUUGUGUUGUUUUGCAUAAUUGGCUUAUAAAUGAAGAUCUUCAAAUACUACCUGCUCGUAGAAGAUACAUUCCGAAUGAUUUGGUUGACCGUGAAGAUUGCUGUGAUAAUACAGAAAAUGUGAUAUGGAGAGUGGAAGGACAGCUACCUUUAUGGCAGAACUUAACUGCAACUACAUGUAGAAACUCUUCAAAUGAAGCAAAACAAGUUAGACAGGGAUAUACAAAGUAUUUUAUGGAGGAAGGUGCCGUAGAUUGGCAGUGGAGAAAAAUAGCAAAUUUUGAAGAACGUUGUUUAUGAUACAAACAAAAAAUGCUCGACUUGAAUUCGAAGGACAUGGUGACGUUGAAGGAGGCCGAGACAUUAAUGAUGAAUACGAACUACUAGCUGUUGAAGAGCAUGGAGAAUUUAAAUUUCGAAGCACAGGACUAGGAGAGUUUGACGAGAUAUAAGGCGUAUUAUUCGUCAAAAUAGGAGUUAACA
Molecule: messenger RNA, 1619 nt
Organism: Monomorium pharaonis (pharaoh ant)
Lineage: Eukaryota; Metazoa; Arthropoda; Insecta; Hymenoptera; Formicidae
Product: protein ALP1-like
Exons: 2
Coding region: 153-1436 (427 amino acids)
Source: RefSeq, a predicted model, not a curated record